AGAUCGCAGCCCGGUGUGCCCCUCUGAACCAGUCACCUCCAUACCACGAUUCUUGGGACUAUGUCCAAACUUGGACAUACCCCUAUGAGCAACAGUGGGAUUCUUGGCCUAUUGAGCAGUCACACGAGUUCCUUGAGGACUCCUCAGAAUACAAUGCAAAGCUCGACCAAGUCCUCGCUCUUUUAGCCUCCCAAGCGGCCCAAAGGAGUAAUAUUGAGUCCAGAAUCAAGAACCUAGUAGAGCGCGUGCAAGUCUUGGAGGAUCGAGUUAUCAAUGUCUCUCCCGAGCCCACCGCUCAAGGCGAAUCUACACAUAAGAAUGACCCUCGGGAGGCUGCUUUGACAUACGAUGAAAAGCUCGACCUAUGUCUUGCUCGUCUAUCUAGCCAUACCACUCGAGAUGUGGAGAAUAAACUCGGAU
Messenger RNA from Striga hermonthica, 420 nucleotides. NCBI's taxonomy places the organism in Eukaryota, Viridiplantae, Streptophyta, Magnoliopsida, Lamiales, Orobanchaceae. The record is from the annotation of a GenBank genome assembly.